Stegostoma tigrinum is the source of this 7281-nucleotide messenger RNA. It is a transcript of the gene tub, whose product is annotated as TUB bipartite transcription factor. Gene Ontology annotation, biological process: protein localization to cilium. NCBI's taxonomy places the organism in Eukaryota, Metazoa, Chordata, Chondrichthyes, Orectolobiformes, Stegostomatidae. The coding region runs from base 329 to 1879 and encodes 516 amino acids. The transcript has 12 exons. The record is from RefSeq and is a predicted model, not a curated record. Gene Ontology annotation, cellular component: cilium.
AGAUUUUGUACAUCAAAGCUAGCUGUGUUUGAAUUGAUUACAAAGAAGCUUGUAGUUACCUAUUUGUCACUCGCUGUACAGACGAGCAGCCGCUUGUGCUGAUGGUUUGCUGUGGAUAGAGAGGAGAGAGCGAGAAGGACAGAGAGUGUUUGCUUAUGCAGGAGUGUGGAAUUGCUGUUGAAGGUGUGGUUUAAUGAAUCUUGCUUUUUUUUUGCCUGUCUCUCAGUACCUGGGGUUAGCUAGUAACUUGAAGAAUUUGGGUCCUGCUGGAUAAUGCUUGGAUUGUGGCAGAUGUCCUUCAGGAGUCUGAUCUCGGGAUCACUCUUUCAUGCUACAGGCCUUUGUGCUGAAAAUCAGACAGUUGAUGUAUAAUAUGAGUUCUAAGCAUCUCUCUGACUGGAUCCCUUACAGUGUUCUGGAUGAUGAGGGCAGUAAUCUGCGACAACAGAAGCUUGACAGACAGCGCGCUUUACUGGAACAGAAGCAAAAGAAAAAGCGGCAGGAGCCUCUAAUGGUCCAGUCAAAUGUCGACAGCCGAUCAAGGACUCGGCGAAUGAAGCAAUCAGAAGAGCAGGCCCCUCUGGUUGAAUCUUACCUUAAUAGUAACAGCAGUACCAUUUACCAUGCAGUGCAAGAAUCCGAACAUGAGGAUGUAAAGGUUGUAACAGAUGUGCAAGCUCCAAAGCCUACUAAAAAAUCAAAGUCCUCAGCUACAGGUUCACAAGCUGCCAGCCUCAAGAAGGAGAAAAAGGCGAAACCAAAAGGGAUUGAUGGCCCUGCUGCUUUUCAGGAUGAAGCUCAGGAGGUUGGAAGUCAAAUUCAGAUUCUCACAGUUGGACAAUCCAGCAAUGACGGAGAGGUUGAUACAGACACUGCAGCCAAUGUUCAACAAACAAUAAAGCAGGAUCUUCGAGUAACAAUGCAGAAAAAAGGUAUUUCUAGCAGUAUGAACUUUGAUGAGGAAGAAGAUGAAGAAGAUGAAGACAGCUCUAGUUCUUCUCAGUUGAACAGUAACACCAGGCCUGGAUCAGCUUCCAGUAAAAAAUCUAAUAAAGAAGCUGCUUCAGUCUCUACCCCUCCAGGAACUGAUGCUCUAAUAGAUGUGGAUGACCUUGAGGAGUUUGCUGUGAGACCUGCUCCACAAGGAGUCACCAUUAAAUGCCGAAUCACAAGAGAUAAGAAGGGAAUGGACCGUGGAAUGUAUCCUACCUACUACCUCCACCUGGAAAGGGAUGAUGGCAAAAAGGUGUUCUUAUUAGCAGGAAGAAAGCGAAAGAAGAGCAAAACAUCAAAUUACCUCAUCUCUAUAGACCCUACUGACCUAUCACGUGGUGGCGAGAGCUUUAUUGGAAAACUCAGAUCAAAUCUAAUGGGCACCAAGUUUACAGUCUAUGAUAAUGGAGUGAAUCCGGAAAAAGGAAGUUCAAGCCUAGAUGCAAGUAACUUACGCCAAGAACUGGCAGCUGUUUGCUACGAAACAAAUGUUCUGGGUUUCAAAGGACCUCGGAAGAUGAGUGUAAUCAUUCCUGGCAUGAACAUGGAUCAUGAAAGAGUGUCCAUCCGGCCUCGCAAUGAACAUGAAACUUUGCUGGCAGGAUGGCAGAACAAAAACACAGAGAGUGUAAUUGAGCUACACAACAAAACUCCAGUAUGGAACGAUGACACUCAAUCCUACGUCCUUAAUUUCCACGGCCGAGUUACACAGGCUUCUGUGAAGAAUUUCCAAAUUAUUCAUGACAAUGACCCGGAUUAUAUAGUGAUGCAGUUUGGCCGUGUGGCUGAAGACGUCUUUACCAUGGACUACAACUACCCAAUGUGUGCAUUGCAAGCAUUUGCGAUUGCUCUCUCAAGCUUCGAUAGUAAAUUAGCUUGUGAAUAAUGGGAACAAUGGAAGUGUCAUACUGAAGGAGCAACAUGUGUUUGAAGGACAAGCUUGCUUUUCUGGCUUUGAUAUAUUGGUUGCAGAUCAUAAGACAUAAUUCAUCCUCAGUAUCGCACAUUUUGUUGUAAGUUUACAGAAUGAUUAAAAUCGCAUCAGGGUUCUAAAUCCAGUGUAGGACCCAUUUGAACCAUUUUAAUGAGGCUCGUGCCUGUUUUGUUUUUUUUAACACAGGCAUAGUUCUUUGCAUGGUCCGUAAGGCAUCACUGUCGCGUUAAUUUUGUGUGGACUUUUGGAACAAAAUGUUGUCCUAAAAUGAAAAUAAAGGAAAAAAAGAACUUCUGUUCUGAAAAUGGCAGCUAUAGAGUCCCAUGGGUAUUGAAUUAGAACAUGCGAGAGGUUUUUUUUCACAUUAACCUUUAAAGUACUAACCUUUGUGUCAUUUCUUGUACAUAAUCAGAUUGUUCUUUUCAGUUUGGUCAGAAGGUACUUUCAACAGAUGUCAUUGCGCUUGUUCUGCAGGUACCUUAUGCAGCAUGGUGAUAAUUAAACUAAUGUUGCUGAUAUUUGACCAUACAAUGCAACUUGUAAGAGAAAUGUAUUGUUUCAGGUGAUACAGUGUGUUUGAUCAUUAGGCUACAGUUUAUAAAACAAAUAGUUAAUAUUAUUACAGUGAUUAUUCAUUCAUUCUCUUUGUCUUACUUUUACAUGGGAUAUUGUCCAAAUAUUGACACCAUCGAGAAUGAGAAGAUGCCCUCCUUAUGUUGGGAUUGAGUCGUAUUACUGAGGCAAUGUAGGCAGAGUUUGCAUAGAAAUGCAUUUCCUUGUAUGCACCUGAAUGCCUGUUAAUGCCACUGUGGGUAGGAUUUGAGUUCUUCUGUCUCAGUUGCACUGUUGGAAAGAAAUAUGGGUUGCAAACCCACAAAUGUGGUAGGAAUCAUAGGAACAUUUUGAAAUAGGAGGCUAAAUAUGUGGCUACUUCUGGGACCCCUGGCCAAUUAAGGAUAGCAAGCAGGUUCUUGAUUGUGGAGGCCAUCCAGCAAUGGUAGAGCAGCAACAAUAGUGGGAACUGUUGAUGCAUGUAUGUGCAUGGGAGUUGGGAACGUUGGGGGAGGAUUUGAAAUGCUACCUUGUGAAGAGUUUACAUUAUUUAAUAACACGUAAUGGUGAUAUCUGCCAAACUGUCAUUGUGGAGGGCAGGCAUGGACACAGUGGGUAAGGAUUAAAUUGCACGAACCAUCAAUAGUCUCAGGUCUGCCUUCAGGAGACCAUCUCCAUUCGCCAGCCUGGAUUCUCAUCUGUGACCUCAUUAAUUGGCAUAAUUGCCGACUUACAAGUGGCAGGUAGUCUCCUUCCAAAUGACUUGGAGGCAUAACUUUUGCCGGCGCACUGGUAGUGGACCUUGCAAGCACCCAGGAGUUUAGUCCCGUCUCCACAACUUCGAGAAAGUGUACUUCUGAGCAUUAAACUUAGAAGUGUCCUAUUUCCUACCAUGGAACCCACAUGGGCUAAUGAACACAAUAAAAGUAAGCGUCAAUAAAGUAUAAGAUAACAGAAAAAGGAAAGAAUGUUGAAUAGAAUAAUAUUUAAUUUUUUAAAAAAUUGUUCUAGAUUAGGAAGAAUUGCAAAGUAAGAUCUCAUUUAUAAAUCAUGCUUUAUAAAGGACCAAUGGUUCAAUCAGAUAAAGGUAAAAGUGGGUGGAUAAAGACUGGUGAUAUUUUCCACAAGUUCUCAUUUGUAUACAGGUAAAUAUGAAGCUGAAGUCUUGUGUAAGAGAGAAAUGGAUGUUAAUACAUGUUUUUGGUUAGUGAUUAAAAUGUAGAAUUUGCAACCACAGGAACAAUUAUAGAGAGCUCUGUAGAGGCAUUGAAGUGGAACUAGGUAAUUAUAUCAUGUGGAAAAGGACAGGAGGUUAAGCUGAUAGGGUUAGAUGAAGGUGGGUGGGACAAGUUUCAUGCUGAUCAAAAAUACUGGCAUGGAUCAUUUGCGCCAGAUGACCUGUUCCUGUGUUGCGCAUUCUAUAACAUUCUAUGUUUUAUUAGCUCUGGCUCCAUGAAUACCAUUACCUUUCACUGUACGCUUAUAGAAGUUUAUUUUCCUCAAGUAGGAGUCAAAACUCUUAAGGAUCAUCAUAACGCCUGGGAAUCACCUGAGCUCCACUUAUCAUCUGUUCCCAUGUUAUUAAUAAAUGAGUUCUGUUUGCAAAUAAUUCUAAACUAUUGUACCGAGGUCAAAGAUUAGAUUUUCUCUGAAGGGUUUGCACAUCUGUGGAGGGACCAGAACAAAUCUGUGUGAAGGAGAUAUUUUCAUCAAAAUAGAAUUCAGUAGAUAUUGUUCAUAUAAGCUUUUGGAACGUCUGCACUUGUCUAUCACCUUUUGAAUUGAACAUUGAUGUGUAUGAUUUGUUGUUUUUGAGAGAAGGACAGAAUGUCCUCGCAUGUAAACAGGUCCUUAUGGGUGGACAGAAAUCCAUUAUUAUAUGAAUUACUGUUCCCUUAAAAGCAUCCAGAUAUUUUUACAUUGAGCUUGGAAAUGAGACCAUUAGCAUAACAAGGAAGAAAGAUUUGCAUUCAUAUUGCACUACAAAUAACUGUAGGAUAUUCCAAAGUGCUUUGCUGCCAAUAGAAUACUUUUGAAGUGAAAUCAUUAUUGGUAAUGUAGGAGUUGCAGCAGUCAAUUUCUGCACGGUAAGCUACACAAAGCAAUUUGAUAAUGAACAAAUAAUCAAUUUUGAGAUGCCACAUGAGGGAUAACUAUUAACCAGAACAACUGGGAUAUCACCUCUGCUCAUCUUCAAAAUAGUACCAUAGGGGACCAUGCACAUCCACCUAAUGGGACAGAUGGGGUCCUGGUUUUAACACCUUCACUGAAAGAUGGCAGCUUCAAUAAUGCAGCACUGAACUGAAGUGUCAGACCUGAAUAUUGUGUUCAUAUCCUGGAGUGGGAUUGGAACUCAAAAACUUUGGACCCAGAGGUGAGAGAUCUACCGGAUGAGCCAUACCUUGCAUGUCAUGAAGCUGCAAUCAUGAUAAUAAAUUGGCUUUGGCUUUAUCUGAGAGUCACAGGCCUAAAAGAAUAUUUCAAAAGUUAGGAAACUAAAUGUGAAACUAUGGCUAUGCAAUUUUAUUGUGCAAAGCUGACGUGUUCAUAACAAAUUUCUUUAUAUGUAGCAUUAAAUCAUGAAAUUACAACUGCACCUAACAAAACAAUGAAUAAAACCAACUGAUGCAAUCAUUUUGAAUAAUGCAUCUGCAUAUUUUCUUGGCUAAAAUCUUGUGACCAUGAAUAAGUAAAAGGUUUAAAUUAACCAGUAAAAUGAACACCCUGGAGGUCAUGACAUUCUAUCUAUAAGUAAAUAUAUAUGUCACCACAUACAACUGGGUGAAACAAAGCAGAUCUCAUUUGAGUAAACCAGUGUUAGAAUCAAUAUCAUUGCAAGAAAGUAACACAGCUGGAUGACGUGAGUAUGGUUAUUUAUGUUAUCUGAUUUUUCUGGCAUCACAUAUCAACAGAAGGAAGCAGGAGUAUGUUGUACUGUCCCUCAUGCCUACUCCACCACUGAAUAAGAUCAUGGCUGAUCUUCAUUCUCAACUACAUUUCCCAAUAUCUCUUCUCCUAAAAUCCAAAUUCUAUUGAUCUCGAGUAUGCUUAGCAACUAAGUAACCACAGCUUUCUGGGGUACAGAAUUUUAAAGAUUUGCUACCUAUUGAGUGAAGAAUUUUUUUGUCAUCUCUAACCACUUCUGAAACAAUGCUCCUAACUCUGGGCUUUAGAGACAGGGGAAGAGCCUCGGCAUGUAUUCUGUUAAAGGCUGUCAGACUCUUGCAGGUUUUACUCAGAUUAUCUAUUAUUCUUCUAAACUCCUGUCUCAUUGUGCUCAAUCUAUCCUCAUAGGACAAACUUCUCAGACAGAAAUAAGCCUAAGGAACUUUUGUUGUAGCUUCUCUGAAGCACAUGUACCCUUCCCAGGAACAGCAACCAAACCUAUACAUGAAACUACAGGUGUAGUCUUACUUUCUCUCGACCAUUGAUUUCACACUAUUUCUGAUUUGUUUGGACAUUCCACUAUGAAAGCAGAGACAAUAGGUGGAAUCUUCUACUUUCAUUAAUAGUGAGUUAGGGAGGGGCGGGGAGGGGUAGAGAUUAGUUAGGAUGGUGUUGCAUCUAAACACUCUUGCUUUCACACCUCAGGCAGAAUUAACUUCUGAGCAGGAAGUCCUAUAUUCGAUCUGCCCAGGCUGCAGCUGAUUUAGACCAUAAUUAUUGAAUUAAGGACUACUUCAAAGUCUUGUCUCACCAAUUCUGGGAUGAAGCCAGCUACAGACAAGCCUGUUGGCAUAUGAUAUGCGGCCAAAACCAUGUGGCUAGCUUGUUACUUCUGGAUAGGGUGAUGCCUUGAUCAAAGGAAUUCAGUGACUGAUCAAGGGAUUGGACUUUGGAAAGGGGGAGGCCAGAUGACAGCUAUCCCCUGUCUUUUACUGUUGACACUCUUGCACCCUUCUGCCUGGGACCUCACCCACAGAAUUGUCUUCACCUCCCUCACUCCUCCUCUACCAACAUUACUUAAAUGUGGCCUUGGUCAAUGUGAAACUCUGGGACUCUGGUCCCUGUCCUCUGGCCCAUUCAGUGGCAUUUCUGAGCACAAGGCUUUCACCGGAAUAGUCUUGUUGGCAGGCAAUGACUGAUUGGUUUGUAACUCUGCAGGUCUUCUUGAAAAGAGGCAGUGCAGUUCUCUUGCAAUCUGUCCAGCUAGCAGCCAAAACCCCCACUGCCUUAUCAACAUAUUAGGAUCAUUCUUGCCCAACAGGUUGCUCACUAUGAGAUUACUAAUUAACUUGCCUGAUCACAGAAGGUAAGAUAGCAAGUAGCCUGUUCCUUUGUUGCUUCCACUAUGUAUUGUUCUCAAACACUAUCUCAAAUGCAUUCCAUAACGUCAUCCUCCAAAUUACUUUUGUCAAUUUAAGAUGUCUAGCCUAUAUAAAGAUUAAGGUCUCCCAAGAUUGUCCUAAAUCAUUUGAUGCCAGUUCCUCACAAUUCUUGAUCAACAAUUUGUACAACAAUAUUGAUAAUGUUCAAAAGCUUACAAACUAUUCCCACCUCUACUGUCUGUCAAUGGUUACUUCUCAUCACCAUCAUUCUGAUGCUACUCCUUGACAUUCUGAGCAUUGCUUUGGAGUAUUCUUGUGUUUUUUUUAUUAUUAUUGGGCUAUCAUCACCACAUUUUCUAUUUUGUCUUUCUGUAAUGCCAUGUACUCGGGAAUAUUUAGCUCCCAAACUUGGUUACCAUGCAACCGUCUUUGUAAUGGUUAUUAGAUCAAUGUCACUUGUACUGUUGCUUUGGAUCAAUUAUCUGAAUUAAUUUAUUGGCAAAGUAUAGAAGAUUAAAUUAAUUUUUAAAACUC